Molecule: messenger RNA, 1304 nt
Organism: Olea europaea var. sylvestris
Lineage: Eukaryota; Viridiplantae; Streptophyta; Magnoliopsida; Lamiales; Oleaceae
Product: BURP domain-containing protein BNM2A-like
Exons: 3
Coding region: 141-1088 (315 amino acids)
Source: RefSeq, a predicted model, not a curated record
AAUUGUAAAAACACUUGAAUUAUUACAUGUCCAAUUAUUGAACAUAAUUUAUAAUUCUUCCCUGGAUAUCCACAUUGAGUGGGGUUGAUUUCAUUUCUCUACUUAGAAAAAUUUAGAAGAAAUCAAGACGAAGGAGAAUAAUGUACAAUAAGCUUGCGUUUUGUAGUGUCUAUCUUCUUCUAAUUCUGCUGGAUGCGUAUGGAAGCUCUGCCCAGGAAAUGGCUGGAGAAACUCAAAAAAUGCAUUUAGACAAUGAUCGUUUCAAUAAUCAGAAGAUGGAUGUUUUAAGGCUUCAUAGCAUGGAUAAGCAAGAAAAUGAUGCUCAUGAAGAGAUGCAUGUCCACCAUAUGCAUACUCAUUCAUCAUCACACAUGGAUCAUAUGGAUCCUUCAGUACUUGUUUUCUUCCAGUUGGAUGAUUUAAAGCAAGGAAAUUCAAUGCCAAUCCAUUUCCCUAGAAGAAAACCUAAUUCCUCUCCUCGUUUACUCUCCAAACAAGAAGCUGAUUCAAUUCCUUUUCAAUUACAAAAACUCCCAAAUCUUCUGGAAUUGUUCUCUUUUUCACAAGAUUCACCACAAGCCCAAGCCAUGGAAAACACACUAAGAGAAUGUGAAACAGAACCCAUCAAAGGAGAAACCAAAUUCUGUGCCACAUCCUUAGAAUCAAUGCUUGAUUUUAUACAAAAAAUCAUAGGAAUGGAAUCUCAAAUCAAAGUUUUAUCAACAACCCACCUCACAAAUUCCAAAACCCUUUUACAGAAAUUUACCAUAAUGAAAAUCCAAGAAAUUUCAGCCCCUAAAUCAGUUGCAUGCCAUACAAUGCCAUACCCAUAUACAAUAUUCUACUGCCAUUAUCAAGAGAGUAUAAGCAGGGUUUUUAGAGUUUCUUUGGCUGGUGAAUAUCGGGAUAAAAGUGAAGCUAUUGCUGUUUGUCAUUUGGAUACUUCUCAGUGGAGCGAGAAUCAUGUGGCCUUUCGAGUUCUUGGAAUCAAACCAGGGUCUUCCCCAGUGUGCCACUUCUUUCCUGCAGAUAAUUUUCUGUGGGUUCCAUCUACUACUACUACUACAAAUGCUAAAGCUUCUAUAUGAAUAUUAGAUUAUUAUUUUGAAUGAAUAAAUUUUGGAUGUUAUGUACUCUAUAUUUAAUAAGUCCAAUUGUGUGCUUAUCAGUUUAUGUACCUUGUGUGCUCCCAUGUGUAAAGGUUCAACCGCUCCUUGUGUUUUUACCUUGCUCUUCUAUGUUCAAAUAUCGGUUAUUUUUAGUCAGAAUGUUUAACAAUUCAUGUGAUGAAAUGUGACGAAUAA